This is a messenger RNA of Cyprinodon tularosa, 3695 nucleotides long. RefSeq lists its product as uncharacterized. The coding region runs from base 1 to 3633 and encodes 1210 amino acids. The record is from RefSeq and is a predicted model, not a curated record. The transcript has 9 exons. NCBI's taxonomy places the organism in Eukaryota, Metazoa, Chordata, Actinopteri, Cyprinodontiformes, Cyprinodontidae.
AUGGAUGCAGGGGGAGUCCAAGACAACACAGAAGCAGGGAGAGGAGACACAGAGGCAGGAGCAUCAGUGGCAGGACAGGAAGUGCAGUGCUACAAGUGCAACCAGCAUGUGAAGGGAGAUAAAUUUUCAGAGCACCUGUCCGACCACCAUACAGAGGAGGUGUGUGAAACCUGUGGUGCUAAGGUGCAGGGUACUGUUGGUCUUUUAAACCACAUCCAACUGGUUCACUAUGCAGCAUUAACGAUGCCCUCACAACCAAAGCCACUAGCCAAGUGCUACGAAAGCACGACCAACAAAAAAGCAAUACCAUCAAAGACAACACCAUCUCUGCUCUCUCCUUCAUGUAGCUCUGACACGCCACAGCACACUGCAGCUCCAUUAACCUCAAAAUCAACUGCAGUCAACUGGAAAGGUUUUCUUCCUGAGCAAUUUCGGAGAGUGAUAAAAGAAGCAGAUCAGGUGUGGAUUUCCAAAUGCCUUUAUGAAAAAACAGGCCAGCUGAAACAAAGAUUUCAAGCCUGCUGGUUUCACCCCCCACUGGAGCCCAAACCAUCUCCUCCUGAGCCUGGGUGGUACUACCGGCAGAGGCUGUUCAUCUGGGCACCAAUGAGGAUGUGGGGGAUUCCUUUAAAAUGCCCACAAUGUUCCCGGAAAAUGAACAGCUCUGGGAUCUACAGAAAGGUGAGGGAGGUGAUUGAUGUGGAUAGCCGCUACUACCUAGUGGGAGGGGACUAUCCACGUUGCAGCAAGUGCUCUCAGCCGGUCUGCCCAUGGAGUCAGGACAUGCUCUCCCAGGUUGAUGUGGCACACAGGAGCUUGUUCCCCGCUGUCCUCACUACACAGCUGGCUCUGGACAGAAAAUGCAUGACGUUUCUGAAGCCAAGGACAACUGGCAACAGUUCCUCCUACCUCCAGUCUGCUAUACAGGAAGCGCACAGUGAAGAGUGGGCACGGCAGACCAUCCGCUACCUCUCCGACUGUGAGCGCCAUAUGAAGAUGGCUACUUUCCUCCACUCUCCAGCUGUUCUUCCACCACCACCACCCUUCAGGCCCCUUCCUCUUGCUCAGUGGUUUGAGACCGCCCACUCAAAUGAUAUCCUCAGCCACAUUGAGGAGAUGAAGGGAGUCAUCACUUCUACCUAUGGUAGAAUUCUUAAAAUGGACUCAACAAAGAAGAUCACCAAGAAGCUGGCUGGUGGGAUCGAGGACAGUGCUGCAUGGAUGUCAAACAUCGGCAACGAGUUUGGCCAGGUGUUGAACUCUGUGCUGACAACGGGUGAAGGUGCAGGGUUGGAGGAGUUGUGCCAAGGAAUUGUCAACCGGUAUAGGAAUGCAGGCCAAGCUGAACCUGAGGUCAUCUAUGUUGACAGAGACUGCUGCAGCCAGACAGGAGUGUCUUCAGUAGCAAAGCUCUUUCACCCAUGGAAGUCUGCGGUGCGCUUGGACAGCUUCCAUUUCAUGAGACGUUUUAACUGCGGCCUCACUACAGAACACCACCCUCUCUAUGGCACCUUUUGCUCCAAGCUUUCUGCCUGCAUUUUCAUAUGGGACCAGGACGAUGUGCAACGCCUGAAGGAGGCCAAGAGAGCAGAGUGGAGGAGCAGCCACAGUGGACAAAUACCCACUGAAGAGCAGCUCAUGGCCACCAUCAGCCCGGCGGAACUGAAGAGACACUGCAGGAGGAGGACGCGUGGAGUGGAAGAGAUGCGGAGCAUGAUUUCAGGGCUGCUGGAAUCAGUGUGGGAGCUGACAGACACCACAGGCCUGCGUUUGGUAAAUCAUGACAGCAUGCGCCACGUGUGGGAAGUGCAGCAAAAGCAUCUGGAGUGUCUACAAGAUCCUGUAGGUGUUGCAUUGUACACAAAGGUGGGGACACUCCAGAAGGGCGGCAAAGAGCUGGACAUCCUUAGGUGUGCUAGGGGAUCAUCCUCCCUGGAGAGUUUUCACCGACACCAGUGUGCUUUUAUUCCAGGCUGGCGGUGCAAUGCUUUACAUACCCAAAUGUACAUGCUGGAGGGGAUAUCAAGAUGGAACAUGGGCCGGGCCAAGGAGGCAGUAGAUGUGGAGGGGGCCUCAACACUAAGAAGCUUUGAUGUUCGCUUGAUAUCCCUCCUUAACAACUUAAGUCAGCGUGUCCAUGGUUGUGCUCUGGUGCCAGAGUUCACCCCACCUGGAAAACCCACUGGCGAGCGAAUAGCAGUGGAAUACUUAUUGGCCCAGACCAACAGAGGUGACCUGUUGGCUCCAUCACAGGUCUCUGAAAUCCCCUCGCAGGUGGUCGAGGAUGAGGAUGAGCCAGAUGACACCAUCAGCAUGCCUGACAUUCUCUGCCAGUCAGCUGAGACAGGGGCGGGUGAUCCUCCAAGUGCUGUAGAGGAUGACACUGAUCCCGACGCCCUCGUUACAGAGACCAGCCAACGUGACUCCAGGGGCGUUGUGGGAUGGGAUGCAGUUGAUGCCCUUGCAGCCUACCUAGUUGACUUGAACCGCACCAUCACCGCCUUGUCAGCCAAGGAGGAGACAGACAUAGUCCACCUGUACACAGCUCUUAAUGCCAUGGACAAGGCACCUUCAAGGUACACCCAGAAGGCUAAAAAGAAAGCGCAUGCUACUUCAGGACCUUGGAGAGCACCCAGGAAGCCGAGUGGUUCUGCUCCUGGACAGCAGGCGGCUGAGAGACUUUACAUGACUCAUGGCCAAGCAGCCCAGGACCCGGAAGCAAACAGGGUCAGUGAGUGUGUUUGCCUCAGACUCGCCAAAGAGUUUGAGCAGUCACGCAACAGGCCAAAGGACACAAAGGGGAAAACCAUGCCCAUCCCUCAGUCCAUAGUCAAGGUAUACGGCCAUAUAAAGCAGUUGCUGGAGGACAGCAGGGUUGUCCUGGACCAGACAAACCUGCUUCUGGUGCCGGUUAACAACACCACAGUCUCUUCAUGGCUGCUUAGGAGGGAUAAGAGGAAGGACAGGGACAUGCUGCUGCAAGGCACUGUUCUUCCCAAACAGUUGCACCUGGCCAAGGAGCCUCUCCCUGCAACUAAGACACUUCCUGCAGCACCUGUGCAACACGGACAUGAAAAAAUGGAAUUCGAGGAGCCUGAAAACCGCGAGGGGGAAGCUUUUCCCCGUCAGCGCACUCUGGCGGCAAACAAACCAGUGUCCGCUCCACCAUUUCCACCUCCCCAGUUCCCUCCUCAGUUUUGGCCAGCUCCUCAAUUGCAGCAAGCUCCUCCAUUUCCACAGUUUCCAUUUCCAAAUGCUCCUCCGUUUAUAUAUGGUCCUUCAUUCAGCUAUGCUCCUCCAUUUAACUAUCCUCCUCCACCGCAGCAAACUCCUCCUCCUCCACAUGCACCUCCAUCUCCUGAUGCUCCUCCUGUGCAGCAUGCUCCUCCAGAGAGCCUUCCAUCCCAGCCAAGACAACGUGCCUGGAGGCUAAAUAAAGCUGCACAGGAAGAUGAGGAGCGUGUAUCAAAGGGGGAGCCACCUCGGAAGAGGCUAGCGAAGGAAAAAUACCACUACACGUGCAAGGUGUGUGGCCAGGACAAAAGCAAAAAGACUGGACACACCCAGCUGAAGGGGCGGUGGUAUUGUCCUGCCUCUGGAGUUACCCAGGAAGACUGGAGGAAGAAUUUGUAGUUUUUGUUACCUCUGUUUCUCUGUUUCUCACAAUAAAGUUUCAUACGUUUUUUGGAGUUAAG